AUGACCGUCAGGAACGUCGGGAUGCUGGGCUUGGCAGCUGAGAGGCGGACAUUCGGAGAGAGCGUGCAAAGCCUCCUGGGCAUGAACAGGCUGUCCGAGGCGGCGGCGCGGACGCGCCAAUUCAACGUCCCAGUGGUUUGGCACGCGCUCCAGUCGAACGGCGAGGGAUCUCUGACGGAGGCACAAGUCAACGCCCAGAUCUCCGUCCUGAAUUCCGCCUUCUCGCAAGUCGGCGCGCGCUUCGUGCUGCGGGAGCUCCGCCAGGUCGAGGACGCCGGCAAGUUCGCAUGCCCGCAGUCCGAACACGACUCCAUCGCCCAGGAGCUCGCCGUCGACCCGGGCUGCGCAGUCAACGUCUACAGCUGCAAGCCCGCAAGCGGCAGCCUCGGCCGCGCGCGGCUCCCGGGCCUCCCGGAGAGCGACCCGCGCAACUGGGUGUUCGUCCGGUAUGACACACUCCCCGGGGGGGACUCCUCGGCGUUCGGGUACGGCGACACGCUCGUGCACGAGGUGGGGCACUAUUUCGGUCUGCUGCACGUGUUCGAGGGCGGGGAGUGCAUGGACUCCUCCGAGGACUCCGGCGACAAGGUCGUCGACACCCCCGCGCAGUCCACGCCGUCGUACUUCACCGGUCUGGGCGGCGACGCGUGCGACACCCCCAAAGACACGUGCCCUGAUCUCCCCGGAGACGACUCCGUGAGCAACUACAUGGACUACUCCGGGGACCUGUGCAUGACGGAGUUCACGCCGGGGCAGGAGCUGCGCAUGGUGGCCAUGAUCGCGCAGCACAAGCCGUCGCUGUGGGCCGGGAACUGCCCGACGACGAGCCCGCAGCCCACGCCGCGCGUGAACGUCAACUUCGUCCCGAGGGCCGUGCGCGGCGCGGACGCCGCGGCGGCCGGCGGCGCGUCGGGCUCGCAGGGUGGGGGGGUCGGCAAUUGCCCCCCCUGGCAGCCGGGGUGCGGGGAGGCGACGACUCGCGCCGCGCAGCGAGGGGGGGGCGCGGAGGUGCGCGGGGCGGCCGCGGGGGGCUUCGCGUACGACAGCGGGAUCGGCGGCGUCGACCUGCGCGCUGCCGCCAGCGCAGAAGCAUCAGCGUCGUUCGGUGGGUUCACGGGUGCCGAGACGGGCAGCGGACCGAGCACCACGCCUGCGGAGACGAUUGCGCCGUGA
Pedinophyceae sp. YPF-701 is the source of this 1173-nucleotide messenger RNA. NCBI's taxonomy places the organism in Eukaryota, Viridiplantae, Chlorophyta, Pedinophyceae. The record is from the annotation of a GenBank genome assembly.